Molecule: messenger RNA, 589 nt
Organism: Priapulus caudatus
Lineage: Eukaryota; Metazoa; Priapulida; Priapulimorpha; Priapulimorphida; Priapulidae
Product: membrane-bound transcription factor site-1 protease-like
Exons: 3
Biological process (GO): proteolysis
Cellular component (GO): Golgi apparatus
Molecular function (GO): serine-type endopeptidase activity
Source: RefSeq, a predicted model, not a curated record
AUCACUAGUGCUCUACAUGCAAACAUGCUGUGGGAUAUGGGUCACAAGGGGGCAGGUGUUAGGGUCGCCAUCUUCGAUACGGGCUUGAGUGAGACGCAUCCACACUUCAAGAAGGUCAAAGAAAGGUCGGACUGGACCAACGAGAAGACGCUAGAUGACGUAAACCCAAAUAGUAAUGCCCUCGCAUCUGUGCUCAUCGUCGUCGUCGUUGUGGUAACACGUCGUCUGCUUUCAUUCUCUGGUGGGAUGCUGCAGGAGUUGCCGGGCGGAUACGGACGACUGAAGCCAGACAUCGUCACCUAUGGGUCGGCCGUCCGAGGCUCCAACACGCAGGGCGGCUGCCGCUCGCUGUCCGGCACCAGCGUAGCGUCGCCCGUCGUCGCCGGCGUGGUGGCGCUACUGUACAGCGCGGUGGCUGGGCGCCGCGCCGCGGGCGUCGUCAACCCGGCGAGCAUGAAGCAAGCGCUGAUGGCGUCGGCGCGUCGCUUGCCCGGCAUCAACAUGUUCGAGCAAGGUCACGGCAAGCUGGACCUUGUGCGCGCCUACCAGGUGCUCAGCAGCUACCAGCCCCGGGCAGCGCCCAGGCGAG